Molecule: messenger RNA, 3655 nt
Organism: Eriocheir sinensis (Chinese mitten crab)
Lineage: Eukaryota; Metazoa; Arthropoda; Malacostraca; Decapoda; Varunidae
Product: DNA primase large subunit-like
Exons: 8
Coding region: 492-1889 (465 amino acids)
Biological process (GO): DNA replication, synthesis of primer
Cellular component (GO): alpha DNA polymerase:primase complex
Source: RefSeq, a predicted model, not a curated record
GCCACUUUGGUUUUCCAUUAGCGUUACUGAUACAUUGAACUCACGCCUCAAGAGUUUUGUAACAGCCCCAACAGUCGCCACAUUUAAAGCACGGUAUGACAAACACAUUGGACCAGCUUAAUUGCACUGGCUGAUAGGUAUGUCAUAAGAGGUGGGGGACAUUACAAGGAUUCUCUGCUAUAUGUUCAUAGAGAGAAUGUAGACCCUGCUUGCAUCCAGCCUAGGACAUGAUGGACCAAAAAUUUUCAAUGCACUGCCCAAGGAAAUAAGAGAAAUAACAAGAUGCUCAGUAGACGCGUUCUAAGGAAACCAUGAUAUAUUCAUGACAGCAGUUCCAGAUGAACCAUUAGUCCCGGGCUACACUGUGAACAGCCAGGCAGCACCAAACUCAAUACCAGACCAAGUGACCCUCACCAAUAGGGACUCCAGGACCAGAAAUAGCAAUGGAUCACCACGAGUGAGAGGCAUAGGUCUCUAGACAACUCUAAAACAUGGCCUUCUACAUAAUGCCUCUGCAGGGAGACAGCCAGCUACACACCCUCAUGGAUGACACCAGAACAAGACUGAUGUACCUGUGUGAGCUGUGGCAGCGCUGGGGUGAUGCUGAAAAAAUUCAAAGACUUUUUCCUGAUAACCCCGAGCUGGCAUACAGAUCUGACUCUCUCAUAGAGGGAACAAAGAGGGAUACGGAGUCGUAUUUCAUUCUGAAAUUGGCUGCCCUCAGUGAUAGAAAAUUGGAAGCUUUCAUCACAGAGGCAGAAGCUAACUUUUUUGAGCAUCGACUGAAAUGUGGCGGCCCCCUCACCAUCAAGACAGCUAUAGCCGAGACUGUGAGCCACUUGGCCACUGCUUUAAAAACCUGGAGGAUGACAGGAGAUCAAAGGAAAUCUAUGACACAAAUAAACAAGAUUUUGAAGAAUUUGAUGGUGAAUGGGAUGGUGGAAUGCUCAGGCAGAGAGCAGUGCUGGCAUUCUAUUGAAGUUUAUUUCACCUUUGUGCUUCCGCUGGUGAGGACUCGUGAGGUGGUGCUGCGUCUGGGGAUGGCUGAGGUGGAGUGCCAUCAGGUUGUCAUCUUGCUGCGCUGUCUCUUUGAGGAGCUGUCAGCAUUAGUGGAUAAACAGCUGGUCUCGAGCAAGGCAGUGGAGGCAGCCCAUGAGGACGAGAGGCUGUCCCAGGUCAUGACAAGGCUACAGCUCUUGUUCAGGAGGACUUGGCUUGGAGGCACCCCACGACCCUCCAGAUCCCUGAAGCACCAAGAAGUUGAAGCACAAAGUAAAUAUUUUCCUCUAUGCAUGAAGAAUCUGUUCAGGAAGCUUCACCAAACAAAUAGACUGAGACACCCUGAGAGGUUCAGGCUCACCCUCUUCCUGAAGGAUAUUGGAUUGCCUCUGGAGGAAAAUAUUGCAUUCUGGGAAAAGUAUUACAGCAAAUGUUCUGCGGGUGCCUGUGAGCACACUUGGGGGGCGCGGGAGAAGCGAUAUAUCUACAGCAUACGUCACAUAUAUGGACUUGAGGGUGCCAGGUACAAUCGCCCCUCACACAGCUGCUCCACACUACAGAGCAUCCAGCCAAGCCUCCAAGACAUGGGCGGGUGCCCUUUCAGCGGCUGUGACAUCAAGGAAAUGUUACCUCAAUUGGUCCCUCUGCUGGGACAUAAUAAGAACAUCCUUGAGGUCAUAGGCAAGGAAAUAAGGACAAACAGACCCAUGGCAGCCUGUCAGACCUUGAUGGCAUAUACAAAAUAUACCACAGGCUCUAAAAGAUCCCUCAGUGAACCCUGUGAUAUUGAAGACAUAAUGGAUGCGAUGCCAAAGUGCUUAACUAUGAAACCACUGCAAUAUUACAUGGAGACUAGAAAUAUAAAGGAAAGUUUAGAGCAUACGCUAUAGCUACACACGGCCUCAGUACUCAUCACCAUUUCAUUGGUCCUUAAAGCCUUGGUGAUUCCCUGCAUUUCCAUAUUACAUCCUGGAGUAAUAUUUGUUGUGCUGCAUUCACCACCACCAACAGCUUUCCUCUCGGAGUUGUCGCCUAUACAUGAACCAGUGCUGUUUUUGACCAGGCUUGACGAGGCUCCCUGUGCCCUGCAGUGCCUGACGAAUGCGUGCCCCCUGCUGCCCUGAGCACAUCACCCCACCUAGAGUUCCUCUGAGGCAUAGUGUAAAAGGGGUGACCUGCCAUUUAUAUAAUUUUGAGCGAAUCUUGUUUUAAAGUAGCCCCCAGACUACACACUUUGCACCAACUGAGUUCGAUGGAAACAUCAUGCAACUUUAGGCCUAUGAAUCACUCACUUUAAGGUCACUUUUUCCUUAACUUGCUUCACCACAUAAUGCAGCAAGAUUUCAGUUUCCAGAUGCCACUAAAAACAGGAUACUUCCUAAAUUAGUUUGGUCGCCCUUUUUACAUGAAAUGACUCAUAUAGCACCUGCUGUACCCACUGGCUGAUAACCCUGGGCCUGUAUUCUCAAACUGCUCACACAAAAUGCAUUUCCAAAGGCCACAAAGUAGAUUAGUCGGGUUCUCAUGAGUGUUUUCCACAUUCAUAGUGCAGCACUCUUGUCAGACCAUUACUAGGCUGACAAUACUACCCAUGAAAGUAUCCACAACUUCUGCAAAGGCCUUAACAAAUGUGAGUGUGUGAGCCCUUAAAUGUAUAAAAAUGUGGACCCAAGAGAAGUAAGCCACUUCCCUGCCUACUGAUAUUACACCUGCAGGAUUUCUCUUUCUCACACACACUAAACUUUUUAUCUGCGUGGGCGGAAAUCACAAGAAGGCUCAAAAGUAGCUGCAGUUCUUCAUGUUUUUUGAGGAAUUUGACUCUUGUAUUCACAUUCUUGUGAUAUACCAGUGGGCUAGAUAUUGCUAAAUGCUUCCUAUUCUUAUGAUACACCAUAGUACAAAACGCUGAAUGCUCAAACUAUAUGUUAUGAUGUGAGGUUGUUGUAUUGAGUUUUCUUGAGGAUUGUAUGAUUGUAUUUUCUUGAGGAUUGUAUGACUGAAUUUUCUUGAGGAUUGUAUGACUGAAUUUUCCUGAGGAUUGUAUGAUUGAAUUUUCUUGAGGACUGUGGCAUGGUUGAUAUUCCUACCUUGUGAUAUACUGCUAGUACAAAUGUGUAAAUGCUCAACCUGUAUGUUCAGUGUGAGAUUGUAUGCACUGAAUGAGUUGUAUGUCCUCUGAUUUAGUGUUUGUCCUGUUAACAGAGAAUAGUUUUUUUCACUAUUCAUUUAUAUUCUAGUCAAUAGUUUAGGUUGGUUAGGUUGCAUGGCGUGUCCGUUUGUUUAGUGGUAGUUGCUGUGUGAAGAAGAUACUGUCUCAUGUUCUGUUCUUAUUAUCUGCUCAGUAGUUAUAAAUAGUAUAUAAGCUUUUAGGAUUUCUUAUAAUAUCUAAAGCCAAGAAUGAGAGGUUUUAUUACGGUACUUAAUUGUUUUGUGUCUAUGAAAUGUUUUAUUUUUUAACUUAUUUUAUCUUGUUGUACAUCUCGCGUAGUAUUUUGAUUUUACCGCUCGCGACUUUUUCGGUAUUGAGUAACUAAAUAAUGUAAAGUAUAUCAAUAAAAAAUAAUAUCACAGCUUAGGGACAAUUGAGCGUAAUAAGCAAUGUCUUUGGACAUUUGAUAGCUAAGUAAAGUGAAAAAUAUUAAAGUAAAAUAAAUAA